Messenger RNA from Striga asiatica, 423 nucleotides. The record is from the annotation of a GenBank genome assembly. Lineage: Eukaryota; Viridiplantae; Streptophyta; Magnoliopsida; Lamiales; Orobanchaceae.
AUGACGCGCCUGAUUCGACCCAUCGCGUGGGCUAGAGAGGCAGAGCAGCUCAUCAGCGCUGGCUCGGGCCGGGUCCACUCGGGCGCCGUGGAUACGAUCCGGGCUAGCUUGACCCGGGAUGUUUCUAUAGAAACCGCGAGGACUUGGUCCGGGGUUAGGUCGGGUCGGGUCGCGAGGAGGGGGUCUAGGGCUGUUAAGCAGGAUCGACGGGUCGGGCGACAGAAUUCAUGGACUGCCGGGUUCGGGUCGGGCGAGGAGUGGUUGGGCACGAGGUGGAUGAUUAUGCCGCCGAUGAUUAGCGUUAAUAGGAAGAUUAGGGUGAAGAAAGCGAGGAUUAGGGACUUGUUCCUGCGGCGGAGGGAGGGGACGUCGUCGUUUUGGGGGAGGAGGCUGGCUUUGGAGCUGGCUCGUCGAAAUUUAUGA